Molecule: messenger RNA, 2865 nt
Organism: Vidua macroura (Pin-tailed whydah)
Lineage: Eukaryota; Metazoa; Chordata; Aves; Passeriformes; Viduidae
Product: transmembrane protease serine 9-like
Exons: 14
Coding region: 138-2660 (840 amino acids)
Biological process (GO): proteolysis; acrosome reaction
Molecular function (GO): serine-type endopeptidase activity
Source: RefSeq, a predicted model, not a curated record
AGAACAUGGAACUCACUCUUCCGUGACAUCAGCCCCAGGACACCACGGGCAAAGCGGCUGCUGCAGGCACUGCGGCUGUGGCUGUGCUGCUGCACGGAGCUCUCAGUGCUUGCAGCUGACACGUGCCCCUGGCAGCUAUGAAUUGGCUCACCCUCCUUGGCCUGCUGACCACGGCUGGGCUGGCACAGAGCAUACAGACCACCUGCGGAUGGACUUGCGGCCUCCGACCCAUGGUGUCUGACUCCAUACCUCCUGAUGACGGCAUGACACGCAUCGUGGGUGGCACAGGUGCCGAGCCUGGGGCCUGGCCCUGGAUUGUCAGCAUCCAGCACCCCUGGUUACCAGGUGCAAAGCAUUGGUGUGGAGGGUCCCUCAUCAGUGCAGAGUGGGUCCUCACAGCAGCCCACUGCUUUGACAAGAUCAAGAAAAUUGGCAUCCUGAACGUGGUGAUUGGGGCCACCCAGUUGACUCAGCCAGGCCCUGGGGCAGAAGUGCGCAAGAUUAAGAGGCUACUUCGUCACGAAAACUAUAAGAGAAGUGAUAUAAGUAAUGAUAUUGCCUUGCUGGAACUGAAUGAGCCUGUCCAGUGUAGCUCUUAUAUCCAGUUGGCCUGUGUGGCUGACCCCACCCUAAGAGUCUCAGAGCUCAUCAACUGCUGGAUUGCUGGCUGGGGUUCAACCACAGAAGGAGAUGAAGACUCAAGUGAUCACCUGCAAGAGGCCAAGGUCCAGCUCAUCGAUGUCCAGCUCUGCAACAGCAGUGGCUGGUACUCAGGGAAAAUCCACACCCACAACUUGUGUGCUGGUUACCCUCAGGGCAAGAUUGACACCUGCCAGGGUGACAGCGGUGGUCCUCUCAUGUGCCAGGACAACAAUGCAGACUCCUGGUGGGUUGUCGGAGUGACCAGCUGGGGAAGAGGCUGCGCCAGAGCAAAGCUGCCCGGAGUCUACACCUCCACUCAGUACUUCUAUGACUGGAUUCUGGCCCAGAUGGGGCUGAGCCCAUUUGGAAGUCAUCCCUCCAUGCCCAAGGCAGUGGGGUUGGAGCUAGAUGAUCACCAAGAUCCCUUCCACCCCAAACCAUUUCAUGGCUCACCAAGUAAACAUUGCCCCUACCCAAGUGAGUCCCCAGGGAUAUGUGGGCUCCGACCCAUGGUGUAUGAGUAUGAGUACAUGGAUCAUGACAAUGGCACGACACGUGUUGUCGGUGGUGCGGAUGCCAAACCAGGGGCCUGGCCCUGGAUCAUCAGCCUUAAGCAUCCUGCAAUACCAGGCACAAGACACCUGUGUGGAGGGUCUCUCAUCACUGCAGAGUGGGUCCUCACAGCAGCCCACUGCUUUGACAAGAUCAGGAAAAUUGCCAUGGUUUAUCUGGUGAUUGGGGCCACCCAGUUGACUAAGCCAGGACGUGGAGCACAACUGCGACGGAUUAAGAAGUUAGUGCGUCAUGAACACUAUAAUCCAAGUGACAAAAGUAAUGACAUUGCCUUGCUGCAGCUGAGCAAGCCUGUUGACUGCAACCCCUAUGUUCAGCUGGCCUGUGUGGCUGACCCCGCCUUAAGCCUGUCAGAGCUGCAGAACUGCUGGGUGGCUGGCUGGGGUUCCACUACUGCAAGAGCUCAAAAGUCAAGUGAUGUCCUACAGGAGGCCAUGGUCCAGCUCAUUGAUGUCCAGCUUUGCAACAGCAGUGGCUGGUACUCAGGGAAAAUCCACACCCACAACUUGUGUGCUGGUUACCCUCAGGGCAACAUUGACACCUGCCAGCACGUGCCCCUGGCAGCCAUGAAUUGGCUCGGCCUCCUCCUCCUGCUGACUGUGGCAGGGCUGGUGCAUGGGAUAUCGGACAACUGCAGAUGGACUUGCGGCCUCCGACCCAUGGUGUCUGACUCCAUACCUCCUGAUGACGGCAUGACACGCAUCGUGGGUGGCACAGGUGCCAAGCCUGGGGCUUGGCCCUGGAUUGUCAGCAUCCAGCAUCCGAGGAUACCAGGCACAAAGCAUUUCUGUGGAGGGUCUCUCAUCAGGGCAGAGUGGGUCCUCACAGCAGCCCACUGCUUUGACCUCAUUUUUAACACCUCCUUGAUCUACGUGGUGAUUGGGGCCACCCAGUUGACUCAGCCGGGCCCUGGGGCACAAGUCCGCCAAAUUAAGAAGUUACUACGUCAUGAGAAAUAUCGGAGACGUGACUUGAGCAAUGACAUUGCCUUGCUGGAAUUGAGCAACCCCGUCCAGUGCAACCCCUACAUCCAGCUGGCCUGUGUAGCCGAUGCUAUCUUAGAAGCAUCUGUGUCACAGGAGCAUAACUGCUGGAUUGCUGGCUGGGGUGCCACCACUGCAACAGAUAAAACCCCGAGUGAUCAAUUGCAGGAGGCCAAGGUACCUGUUAUCAAUAUCCAUCUGUGCAACAGCACCUUCUGGUACUCAGGGAAAAUCCACCCCUACAACUUGUGUGCUGGUUACCCUCAGGGCAAGAUUGACACCUGCCAGGGUGACAGCGGUGGUCCUCUCAUGUGCCAGGACAACAACGCUGACUACUGGUGGGUUGUUGGAGUGACCAGCUGGGGAAAAGGCUGUGCCAGAGCAAGGCAGCCUGGAGUCUACAUCUCCACUCAGUACUUCUAUGACUGGAUUCUGGCCCACAUGAGCACGAACAAUGUUUAAAGUGCUUCUUGAGCACCAGGGUGGGCAGCCUCCAGGGCAGGCUGCAGGGCAUAUCAAGUGUUUCUUGCUGGGGCAAUGCCUGUUGAUCCAAAGGCAGCCUCAGGGUCAAAACCCUGCUCUAUCCUGACAACACUCAUCUCCUCUGUGCACACAAACACUGGAGCUGACGUAGUGGUUGAAGUAAAAUUGCCAAUCAUCACAGGAA